This is a messenger RNA of Mizuhopecten yessoensis (Yesso scallop), 2793 nucleotides long. RefSeq lists its product as uncharacterized. The transcript is spliced from 3 exons. Gene Ontology annotation, biological process: sleep; regulation of synaptic transmission, cholinergic; positive regulation of voltage-gated potassium channel activity. The record is from RefSeq and is a predicted model, not a curated record. The coding region runs from base 24 to 509 and encodes 161 amino acids. Lineage: Eukaryota; Metazoa; Mollusca; Bivalvia; Pectinida; Pectinidae.
AUAGUCUGUGGUCACACCGGUAGAUGGCGUGGAGAUCACAGGUGUAUUGGUUGUGGGAUUACAAAUCCAAUAUGUCAGUUAAGGGCAGCGAUUUGUGUCGAGUUGUGGUGUUCAUGGCUGUUUUGUCGAUGAGUGUUUGUCUGGAGUGCUAUGAUUGUGCAGCGAAGGAUGACCCCAUCUGUUUGGACCCAUUUGAUUUACAGGCAAAUGAUGGAGGAACAUCAGAAUGUGGUGACAAGGACACGCAUUGUAUGAAGUUUAAAACAGUUUCCUUCCUGUCCGAUUCAGGGUUCAUCACUGGAAAAGACAGAGUGGUUACAGUGACCUCACGGAUGUGUAUUCGACGGGAUGGAUACUCCAAUGGCUGUGUGGCAGUCGAGUCCGAUGGCGGCUUCCUGUUUAAAUGUCUGUGUGAUACUGACUUCUGUAAUGGUUCUACUACCCUAAUACCUAAUUUGGUUGUGUUAGUGGUGACAAUCUUUGUGUCAUUGUGGGUGACAAAGCGAUGAGCAAAAAUUAAAACAUUAUCUAAAUGUAGAAUGAUCAAACCCGUUCAACGAUUCCAUAACAAAUUAUUUACUCUGGAUUAGCUGGAAAAUCUCAACUCGACGGAAAAGUUCCCUUAUGUGUUGAAGAGGCAAAUGCUUACAUAUCUUAAAGUUUGACACCAUCAACUUUGAAAUCACCUAGUCAUAGCUAAAUUGUUUACCAAAAUUAAUUGUCCUCAAACAUUUCCAAGGAAAGACACAUUCCAACUGACUGAUUUAAGUGGGAUACAAAUAUCCAUGAUUUAAAUGAAUUAAUUUCUAAAUCACAUCCAAAUAACCUUAAAUUUACUUCCCCUUAUUAAGGAAGCUUUUUUGAUCAACUCAUUGCUUGACAAUCCACUCACUGUAAUUAUCCUCCUUGGCAAUGACUGAUUGCCAUUUUCAGAUAUUAAGUACAUGUCAUAUGACACUGCCGGGGAUCUGUCAUUUUAAUCUGAUCAACUUGGAACUUAACAAGACUAUAGUAACCAUGCCAUUCAAAGUUGAGCAGUAUAUUCAGAUUCUAAUAUUUUGAAAGAAGACUUUUUUAUGUGUAGUCAACAGUUUCUGUAUUUUAUUGAUGUGUAUAUUAUUAACAAGAAAGAAUUGAGAUAUUAAUCAUAUAUUGUAAAUUUUCCUCACUCGAUGAGUGUGGAUUUUGAUAAACUGAAGUUUUCAAAUCUCUAAGUAGAAUAUGAGAUAUCCGUUGAACAGAAUAUAUCUCGGGAUGUAAUCGAGGACUGAAGGGUGAUCAGGAACUUGUUAUACUUGCCAGCUUAAAAAAAAUGCCUCUAAAUUCAUAUUUAAUGAUAAUUACAUUUUUUUUGUAAGAAACUCAUUACUUUCCACAAAAAUAAUUUAGUCAAAAGUAUUAUUUUUAUUUUAAUGUGCUGGAAAGGAUGCUAGAGGUGUUUAAGCAGUUGUCUCCCCUUAAUGAUAUGCAGCUCCCUAGGACAUAGAAUGCCAAUUUAAACACUUCUAAAAGAUUGAUGUCAAUUAGCUAUUAUCAGUCCAUGGUAGCCAUAACAGAGGACCUUCACUUGUUUCUGUCAUAGUUUCGUUAUCAUUGAACUUGUCAGUCAUUGUGAUAGGAAUUUUUUUGUAUGUAAGCUUCAAGGUUAAUAUUUUGUUAAAAUAUCUAAAUUAAACAUUGCAUAGUCAUCAAAACAAGGUCAUCACUCCUAGCAACCAAAACAAGGUUAUUACACAUAGCAACCAAAACAAGGUUAUUACACAUAGCAACCAAACAAAGGGUAUCACACAUAGCAACCAGACAAGGGUAUCACACAUAGCAACUAAAACAAGGUUAUCACAUAUAGCAACCAAACAAGGGUAUCACACAUAGCAACCAAAACAAUGUUAUUACACAUAGCAACCAAACAAAGGGUAUUGCACAUAGCAACCAAAACAAGGUUAUUACAUAUAGCAACCAAACAAAGGGUAUCGCACAUAGCAACCAAACAAAGGUUAUUACAAAUAGCAACCAAAACAAGGUUAUUACACAUAGCAACCAAACAAAGGUUAUUACACAUAGCAACCAAACAAAGGUUAUUACACAAAGCAACUAAAACAAGUUUAAUACACCUUGUUACAUUCCGUGUUUUCACUUGAGAUGUCCAUUUGUGUUAAGUCUUCUUUAGUAAAACCAAUUCUUCAUCACUAGACUCUUUAUCAUCCUCAUCAUACAUAACCUGUCAUUUUUAUGUUACAUUUUUAUAAUCAACUAUUUUUUUUAUAUUAUUUUAACUAUUUUUUUAUUCUUCAUUUGAAAAAACUAUGCAUAACAGAUACAAUGAAAUGUUGGCUGAGGGCGAACCCUUAGGUGAAUGUACAUAUAUUGAUGCACUUGUUACAUACCUGUAUAUAACAGAUGUGAGAAAUAGAAGGAAGCUGACUAUAAGUCCAUGCAGUAGUAACAUUUCACCGAGUCAGCAUUUCUCCACAAAAUAUCAGUAUUUUCACUGCAGAUAUUGUGAAAAAUUCAAAGUACUUCAAAACUUUUAUAACUUGUUUAUGCAACAAUUUUUACUUGAUUUAGAUCAACAUAUAUAUAUAUGUGUAUCGGAAAAAGAAAUACCAUUUUUACCAAGUACUAUUACAUCAGUGUCUUUAGUGAGUUUGUGUUUCAUUAAUUACUACACAUGUGUCUUUAAUGAUACGUAUGGCAAUACUUAACAGGUGUUUUAAUGAGUAUAUAUAUCAAUACUACACAAGUGUCUUUGAUGAGUUUGUAAAUUUGGUAAAUAAAGAUAUUUUUAUAUCUGGA